Messenger RNA from Cyanistes caeruleus (blue tit), 4220 nucleotides. Lineage: Eukaryota; Metazoa; Chordata; Aves; Passeriformes; Paridae. The record is from RefSeq and is a predicted model, not a curated record.
AUGUACGGGGACCCGGGGUUUGAUUCCAAAAUUAUGAUGAACUCUGGAAAGAUCAAGCAGAAGAAAACCAAGCUGGACCACCUGAUGGACCGGCUGGUGAUCGUGAUCUUCCUGCUGCUUUUGGUGACGUCUCUGGGCCUCGCUGUCGCCUCUGGGUUCUGGGCCAGGACGUUCCAGGAGAAGCACAGCUACCUGGCUGCCCUCUACAAGCACACGAGCCCUGCCCAGCAGGCCUUCCUCAACUUCUGGGGCUUCACCAUCCUGCUGAGCGUCAUCAUCCCCAUGUCCAUGUACAUCACGUUUGAAUUCAUCUACCUGGUGAACAGCUGUUUUAUUAACUGGGACCUGGAGAUGUAUUAUGGUGCCAAGGACAUGCCAGCCGAAGCCAGGAGCACCAGCCUCAGCGACCAGCUGGGGCAGAUCGAGUACAUCUUCUCAGACAAGACAGGCACCCUGACACAGAACAUCAUGAGCUUCAAGAAAUGCUGCGUCAACGGGACCAUCUACGGUAACCCAGGCUGGGAGAAGUUUGUAGGGCACAAGGUGGAUGUUUGCGAUGUGACGCUGCUGGAAGCCGCUCAGAGGGACAGCGACCCGGUGCUGAGGGAGUUCCUGAGGCUGCUGGCGCUCUGCCACACCGUCAUGGUGGAGGACAGGGGCGACCAGCUGGUUUACCAGGCAGCUUCCCCAGAUGAGGAAGCGCUGGUGUUGGCAGCCAGGAGCUUGGGCUACGUCUUCCUGGCCCGGACCCAGGACAGCAUCACCAUCAGGGAGCUGGGCAGGACCAGGACGUACGAGGUGCUGGCCAUGCUGGACUUCAACAGCGACCGCAAGAGGAUGUCUGUCCUGGUGCGAGACCCCCAGGGCACCAUCCGGCUCUACACCAAGGGUGCCGACACCGUCAUCCUGGAGAGGCUGCGGAGCCGAGGGCCCAGCGAGACCCUGACCGAGACGGCGCUGGAUCGCUUUGCAGAGGAGACGCUGAGGACACUGUGCGUGGCCAGCAGGGAGGUGAGCGAGGCCGAGUUCCACGCCUGGAGCCGGAGGCACCGCGAGGCCACGGUGCUGCUGCAGGACCGUGCCCGGGAGCUGGACAGGCUCUAUGAGGAGAUGGAGCAGAACCUGCAGCUGCUCGGGGCCACGGCCAUCGAGGACAAGCUGCAAGACGGAGUCCCCGAGACCAUCCAGCUGCUGAAACUGGGCAACAUCAAAGUGUGGGUGCUGACAGGAGACAAACAAGAGACUGCAAUGAACAUCGGCUACGCCUGCAGGCUGCUGACGGACGACAUGGAGAUCCUGGAGGAGAAGGAGGUCAGCGAGAUCCUCCAGGCUUACUGGGAGAGCAACAACAACCUCAGUGGCGGUGGGGACACCCCGUGCAGCCACCGCCCCUCCCAGGAGCGCCCAGAGGCUCUGUGCCACAAGAGAGCCAUCAUCAUCAGUGGGGACUUCCUGGACAAAAUCCUCCACACGGGAGAGGUGCUGAAGGAGAAGAAGGGGUGGCCGUGGCGGUGGCUGUGCUGUGAUGGGGCCGAGGCCUCGCAGGACCAGGGAGGUCUGGUGGAGAAGGCCUUUGUGGACCUGGCCACCAGCUGCCAGGCCGUCAUCUGCUGCAGGGUGACCCCCAAGCAGAAAGCCCUGAUAGUGCAGCUGGUGAAGAAGCACAAGAAGGCUGUCACCUUGGCCAUCGGGGAUGGCGCCAACGAUGUCAACAUGAUCAAAACCGCGGACAUCGGGGUGGGCAUCAGCGGGCUGGAGGGGCUGCAGGCCGUGCAGUGCAGUGACUACGCCCUGGCCCAGUUCUCCUUCCUGCAGCGCCUGCUGCUCGUCCACGGCCGCUGGAAUUACCUGCGCAUCUGCAAGUUCCUCCGGUACUUCCUCUACAAGACCUUUGCUGGCCUCCUGCCCCAGGUGUGGUUUGCUUUCCACAGCGGAUUCACGGCCCAGCCUCUGUACGAGGGCUGGUUCCUUGCGCUGUACAACAUUUUCUACACUGCCUACCCCGUGCUCUCCGUGGGCCUUCUGGAGCAGGACGUGAGUGCCAAGAAGAGCCUGGAGUUCCCUGAGCUCUACAUGGUCGGGCAGCAGGACGAGCUCUUCAAUUACCGCGUUUUUGGUGUCACCCUCCUGCACGGGGUGGGCACCUCCCUCAUCAGCUUCUACAUCACGCUCUGGGCCUUUGAGGACCACGUGGGCACCAAGGCUGUGGGUGACUACGAGUCCUUCUCUGUCACAGUGGCCCUGUCAGCAUUGCUGUCGGUCCUCGUGGAGAUUGUCCUGGACACUCAGUACUGGACAGUGUUGUCCUUCCUGAUGGUCACAGCCAGCCUGCUCUUCUUCUGCCUCUUCUCCUUCCUGACCCAAAGCGUUGAUGCCUUCAGGAUUGCCCCUGCCAUCUUCCGCUUCCCAGAUGCCUGCUGGAAUGCCCUGACCGACCCCUAUGUCCUGCUCGUGGUCCUGCUGUCCCUGGUGGCCAACACCAUCCCCUCGCUCGCUGUCCGUGCCUUCCGUGCUGUCCUGGGCAGAGCCACCCCCCAGCAGAAGAUCCACCUGAAGGCCAAGCGAGAUCCAGAGCCCUCAGUGGAGCUGCGAUCCCACGUUCCCCGCGGCUCCUUCCACCGCCGCUCCAGCUACGCCUUCUCCCAUCAGGAGGGCUACGCCGGCCUCAUCACCCGCGGGGACAGUCUGCGUGCCAGGGCCACCCACGGCACCUCCCCGGGUCCCCUGCCACCCCAGGGCACCCCGGCCGUGUCCUCCCUGCUCUGCCCCUCGGUGUAGCCCCUCAGCAGGGCGCACACCUGGCUCUUCCCUCCACCUUUAAUCUUACUUGGGGGCUUUGCAGCCCCUGCGGUUGCAGAGGGGCUGGCCCAGCCUGGGGGGCUCCUGCUGCGGGUGCUGAGCCCUGGACUGGGCCCUGCAGUGGCCCCAUGGCCCCACACUGCUGCACAUGGUGCUGGAAAGCUCUGGAAGCCACUGACCACUGCCACUGGGCUCGGCCCCUCGCCCUGGGACCCCUGGCUGGCAGCACAGCCCCUUCCCUCUGCUGAGUCCUUGGAACCUGGGCUUCCUCUUGUGUGAGGCUCAUCCCACCCCAAGCUGCACCCACAAAAGCAGCGCUGCUGACCCAGACUCAUUAACGCACCUUGGAAUUAAUUAAAUGUCCCGAUGGAGAGCAGCGUGGGCUGGGUGUGGGUGCAGCCCCUCAGCCCUGCUCAUUCCCACCCACAGGGGACUGAGCUGCAGUGGCUGCAUGAAGAACCUUUCGUGUUCUCCACCAAGGGCUGGUGACAAUCCUGUGGCUUUUCUGUCAUCAAACAGGUCACAGAAUCCUGCAGAGGUUUGGGUGGGACCUUAAAGCUCAUCUCAUUGCACCCUCUGCCAUGGGCAGGGUCACCUCCACCAGCCCAGGUGGCUCAGACUCGAGCAGUGUAAUUUUAAAAUAUCCCCUAAUUUCUGGAGAAGCAGGCAGGUUUGAUUGAUUGAUUGAUUGAUUGAUCACCUGCAGGUUUUUCUUCUCCAGCCAGACCAGCCUGGCUCCUGCAGCCCUCCUUGGCACUCCCCACCACUCUCAGCCCCUGCCUUUGCUGUCCCUGCACAAGGGGCAGUGCUCUCUAUGUGCCUUGUCCCAUCUCCACACCACUUCCCCAGGUCUGGUGUCCCCACCUUUGGGGACAACUUACAGCCACAGGCUUUGCAAAGUCCCAAAAAGCACUUCUGGGGGGGAUGUGGAUAAGUUCUGCCUGGUGGACACAGGGGACACAUCCCACAGAGCCAGGGCCACCAGCAGUGGCUGCUGGAGAAGUUGUGUGUGAACUGGAUCACCCUUAUUAGGGCUUUGGUUUUAAUUAAAAUGAUGGUUUAGCUUUUAUCUCCUCUCCUGCUGUGCCACAAAGGGUGAAAGUGGCACUGGAAGGUGCCUCAGUCUGUGCCAGCAGUGCUUGUGCCGUGGCAAAAGGCACAGCAGGAGAAGAAAUCUGGGUAAAAAGAUGCACAAUUAAAUCAUCCACGGGGGCUUGGCCCUGCCUGCAGCACAUGUGAGUUGAUGGGUUUGUUUUACAAGUGCUUUGGCCUCAUCUGCACCGGGUUUGUGAGAAUUAAAGUGUUUCCCUUGGGCUCUGGCCAGAAGGACCUGGAUGGUGCCAAGAAAUAAAAGUCUUUCCUCUGGGGAAGCUCUCACUGCUGCAACUGCCAGGUGGAAAACAGGGGAUGGAAAAACGGGG